AUGAAGACACAGGGGGAUUCAAUAUCCCCAGUUCAGCCAAGUGUGAGUAAUCUGGCCCAGGCCUGUUCUCUUCCUUCAGAGGCACAAGUUCAGGAUAAUCCGAGUUACAACUGCCAACCAUAUGAGUCAGACGUCAGGACAGAAAGAAAGAGCUCAGAGUCUUCUCACAGCCCCAGCCCUGCUUCCCCAGGACAGGAUCAAAUUCAUGGGAUAUACCCUAUAAGCCAAGGAAUUCACUGUGGCAAGAACAAAUUCAAACCAUCCUUCGGUACAGAGAAAUUCAGGCGGUACAGUUACGAGGAAAGUCCUGUAGGAAACUACGACAGGUUCCUCAAGAGCAGCAGGAACCCCUUCCACCCCUACAAGAGGCAGAUCAGUGAGGAUGUCUUCCAGGAAGCACAUCAAGCCCUUCCACCAGAAGCUUCACCCUUCAAAAAUCAUAGAAGCAUCGACGGUUUUGAGGAUCUACCAGGAUCUACAGGUCCUGAUGAGUCAGAGUCAUUUCCUACGCACAUUCCCAACAUCUCCACAGAACAACCAUGGUGUAACAGCCUCCAGUACAGCACCACGGGUCAGGAUCACAGCUCACAAGUCAUGCAGGAUUCAGACAUGAAACUUAGGACAUCCCCACUGGAAGGGCAGCCUGGUCUGUAUUGCUAUCAGCCUCAAGUGCAGCAGAUGUAUUGCCCCUCACAUCCUUUCCAUCAGUACCCUUCAGGAGGCAGCUACCCUGUGACGUACAUCACUUCUUCCCACUACCCUUACCAACGAAUUGCUCCUCAAAGCACUCAAGAAUCCCAGCAGCCUCUGUUUCCCAAACCCAUCUACUCCUACAGCAUCCUGAUCUUCAUGGCUCUCAAAAACAGCAAGACAGGGAGUUUGCCAGUCAGUGAGAUUUACAAUUUCAUGACGGAACACUUCCCUUACUUUAAGACAGCUCCAGAUGGCUGGAAAAAUUCUGUGCGCCACAAUUUAUCCUUGAACAAAUGCUUCGAGAAAGUUGAAAACAAGUCAGGCAAUUCUUCUAGAAAAGGCUGUUUGUGGGCUCUGAAUCCAGCCAAGAUUGAUAAGAUGCAGGAGGAGCUUCAGAAAUGGAAGAGGAAAGACCCAGUGGCUGUGAGGAAGAGUAUGGCAAAGCCAGAAGAACUUGACACCCUGAUAGGCGACAAAGGCGAGAAGCUGAGAUCUUCCCUGCUGUCCUGCAGCCCGACUGGCGUUGCAGGUGCCUCCCUUUCCAGGCAGAUGGCAGCCCAGUCCCAUUCCUUGUGCGAGCCCUCUCUCUCCUCCGGGAUCUCACAGCCCUUGCACAGCAUCCACACCUCGGGAGCUCUGCAUGUCAAGAACUCCUUACCCAAUCUGCUGGGGGGGCAGCAACCUUCAUGCUAUCCAUCCCCACAGGGGUACCCCCAACUCUCAAACGCAUUAAUGCAGCAGGCACAAGACCCUCAGAGCCUGUUUGCUUCUGGGGAGGCUCAAAGCGAGCUCCGAACUCAGCCCAGCAUCGCACAGGAUUCCCCACUGCCCGCACAGACCCCCCCGAACUGUGCGGUGAAGAUGCUGCCGGAGCAUUCCACAGACAGGACGGUGCAGGACACGCUCAUGCAGGAGGGAGACCUCAGCAAUGACAUCGAUGCUCUUAAUCCAUCCCUGACUGAUUUUGAUCUCCAAGGGAAUCUUUGGGAGGAGCUGAAAGAUGACAGCCUUGCUGUGGAUCCUCUCGUCCUCAUUUCAUCAUCCCCAAUGUCUUCCCAGUGUUUCCCCUCUCACUGCCAACUAGAGAACAGCAGCACCGUCCCCAUCCCGAACGGAACUCCCCAUGGCAACGUCCCUGACAUCCAGCUCACCACUCUGUACUCUGCCUUUAUGGAGCUGGAUACAGUGUCUCCUGCCUACCUGAGCAAUCCUGGAUCCAAACCCAUAGCACUAAUGUGA
Molecule: messenger RNA, 1932 nt
Organism: Acanthisitta chloris (rifleman)
Lineage: Eukaryota; Metazoa; Chordata; Aves; Passeriformes; Acanthisittidae
Gene: FOXN1
Product: forkhead box N1
Exons: 8
Coding region: 1-1932 (643 amino acids)
Biological process (GO): regulation of transcription by RNA polymerase II
Molecular function (GO): DNA-binding transcription factor activity, RNA polymerase II-specific; transcription cis-regulatory region binding
Source: RefSeq, a predicted model, not a curated record